Messenger RNA from Merops nubicus (carmine bee-eater), 681 nucleotides. RefSeq names its product membrane progestin receptor gamma-B-like. The transcript has 5 exons. The record is from RefSeq and is a predicted model, not a curated record. Gene Ontology annotation, cellular component: membrane. Gene Ontology annotation, molecular function: signaling receptor activity. NCBI's taxonomy places the organism in Eukaryota, Metazoa, Chordata, Aves, Coraciiformes, Meropidae. The annotation marks the transcript as partial.
GGGUACCAGGAACAGGGGAUCCUCUUUGGGUACCGCCCCCCCAGCAGCUCAGCAGCCGAUUGCCUCCUCAGCGUCUUCCAGAUGACCAACGAGACCCUCAACAUCUGGACCCAUUUUGUGCCCGCCUGGUACUUCGUGUGGACCUUGGUGGGGCGGCUGCGGGGCCCGGGGGGCCCUGAGGACCCCAACUCCUGGCCCCUCCUCGCCUACCUGCUGACCUGCUGCAUCUACCCCCUGGCCUCCAGCUGUGCCCACACCUUCAGCACCAUGUCCACCCGCGCCCGCCACAUCUGCUACUUCUUUGACUACGCAGCUCUCAGCAUGUACAGCCUGGGCUCUGCCCUGGCAUACUCAGCCUACAUUUUCCCCCCCGAGUGGCUCCACAGCACCUUCCACCACUGCUACGUGCCCGUCGCCGUGCUGAACACGGCCGUCAGCACCAGCCUCUCCUGCUACUCCAGGUUCCUGGAGGUGGAGCAGCCCAGGUUCAGCAAGGCUUCCCGCACACUGGCCUUUGUGUACCCCUACCUCUUCGACAGCAUCCCCCUCUUCUACAGGUUCUACCAGUGCAGGGUGGAGAGCUGCACGGAUCCUGCCCUCCUGCUGCACUACAAGCACACGGCCUGUGCCUUCCUCACCUGCUUCAUCUUCGCCAGCCACCUGCCCGAGCGGCUCGCGCCC